Molecule: messenger RNA, 371 nt
Organism: Anolis sagrei ordinatus
Lineage: Eukaryota; Metazoa; Chordata; Lepidosauria; Squamata; Anolidae
Source: RefSeq, a predicted model, not a curated record
UCUGCUGGGAUCCAGACAAACUACGUUAUUCUGAGAUGCUCUGCACCAGUCAUACUCUGCUUUUUGCAACCUGCAUCAGCUUUCUCCUCACACGUGGAGGAGAUGCUCUCAAGUGCUAUAAAUGUUCAACGAUAAGUGAGUCAAAACGUUGUAAGCCAGCUGAGUUCUGCACGCUUCCCAGGAAAAAUGGAACAUGUGCUACCGCCAAACUCUAUGAGAAUGAGAAGCUCAUUCGGAUAGUUUAUGAUUGUCGGCCAGAAGAAAUAAAAACUUGUGAUACUACACAGGUGCUAUCAAACAACCUCCGUGCUAAAAUCAGUUGUUGCAGGAACAAAGACUUUUGCAAUGAUUAAACACAGAUGAAUCUAAAA